AAUUAGGCCCCAGAGGCAGCAGUGGGAUUAGUAUUCUUAGUAUGAGAUCUCCCGGAUGCUGAAUCAGCCCCUGGCUUAGGGAGAGAAGGUCACUUUAUAAGGGUCUGGGGGGGGUCAGUGCCUGGAGUCGCCCUGUGGGAGCCAUAGGUGGCUGAGCUCGCCAGGCAGCCUCGGUCUCUGUCGACGACGACGAACAGCCUGCGGGGCAGCCUAGAGGGCCGCAGCCAUGAACGGCACGGAGGGCCCCAAUUUCUAUGUGCCCUUCUCCAACGUCACGGGCGUGGUGCGCAGCCCCUUUGAGCACCCACAGUACUACCUGGCUGAACCAUGGCAGUUCUCCAUGCUGGCAGCUUACAUGUUCCUGCUCAUCGUACUGGGCUUUCCCAUCAACUUCCUCACGCUCUACGUCACGGUGCAGCACAAGAAGCUCCGCACGCCGCUCAAUUACAUCCUGCUCAACUUGGCCGUGGCGGACCUCUUCAUGGUCUUCGGAGGCUUCACCAUCACACUGUACACGUCACUGCAUGGCUACUUUGUCUUUGGGCCCACAGGCUGCAACCUCGAGGGCUUCUUUGCCACACUGGGCGGUGAAAUUGCCCUGUGGUCCCUGGUGGUUCUGGCCAUUGAGCGGUACGUAGUGGUCUGCAAGCCCAUGAGCAACUUCCGCUUCGGGGAGAACCAUGCCAUUAUGGGUGUGGCCUUCACCUGGGUCAUGGCAAUGGCCUGCGCUGCUCCCCCUCUUGUCGGCUGGUCCAGGUACAUCCCCGAGGGCAUGCAGUGCUCAUGUGGGAUUGACUACUACACGCUCAAGCCCGAAGUCAACAAUGAAUCCUUUGUCGUCUACAUGUUUGUGGUCCACUUCACCAUCCCCAUGGUCAUCAUCUUCUUCUGCUAUGGGCAGCUGGUCUUCACAGUCAAGGAGGCCGCUGCCCAGCAGCAGGAGUCAGCUACCACUCAGAAGGCAGAAAAAGAAGUCACGCGCAUGGUCAUCCUCAUGGUCAUCUUCUUCCUGAUCUGCUGGGUUCCUUAUGCUAGCGUAGCCUUCUACAUCUUCACCCACCAAGGCUCCAACUUUGGUCCCAUCUUCAUGACCUUGCCAGCUUUCUUUGCCAAGAGCUCUUCCAUCUACAACCCGGUCAUCUACAUUUUGAUGAACAAGCAGUUCCGGAACUGCAUGCUCACUACGCUGUGCUGUGGCAAGAAUCCUCUGGGUGAUGACGAGGCCUCUGCCACUGCCUCCAAGACGGAGACCAGCCAGGUGGCUCCAGCCUAAGCCUGGCCAGAGACUGUGGC
This is a messenger RNA of Acomys russatus (golden spiny mouse), 1293 nucleotides long. RefSeq names its product rhodopsin (gene Rho). Gene Ontology annotation, biological process: phototransduction; visual perception; G protein-coupled receptor signaling pathway. The record is from RefSeq and is a predicted model, not a curated record. Gene Ontology annotation, molecular function: G protein-coupled receptor activity. The transcript is spliced from 5 exons. The coding region runs from base 227 to 1273 and encodes 348 amino acids. Lineage: Eukaryota; Metazoa; Chordata; Mammalia; Rodentia; Muridae. Gene Ontology annotation, cellular component: photoreceptor outer segment; membrane.